Molecule: messenger RNA, 306 nt
Organism: Striga asiatica
Lineage: Eukaryota; Viridiplantae; Streptophyta; Magnoliopsida; Lamiales; Orobanchaceae
Source: the annotation of a GenBank genome assembly
AUGCCAAUCGCCGACUGUUCGACUAGCCAGCGGCCGACGUCCCGCCGCUGCUCUGAAAAGGAUCCACUCAAAGACAAUAAAACCCCAAUAAUUUCACGACCACUGCAUCCAAAUUUCGGGUGGUCCUUCAGAAGCUCACUGGUCAAGACUCUGGCCUGUUGGGUUAUGUCAGGCUUGAGGUGGGUCGAGGUUGUUCAGAAGCGAGGGGGCGGUGGAGGUGGUGGCGGAGCAGCUGCUCACCGCACCCGACGCAGCCGCUCGAAUCCUCGCAUGGUCCCGCCACUAUUGCUCGCUGCAGCCGGAUGA